AUGAACGAUGGAGCAGCUUGGGAACACUCACACAGAAUAGAACCGCCAACACCUACGGCUCAGAACCCGUGGGCCAGCUUACACUCCUCACAAGAGCCAUUCCAACCAUCAAAUAGAAGCACAUCGAACCUUCUAACGGUCACCGACGAGUAUGUGCCCCGCGGCAGAUCGACCUCGCUCGCUGGAGGCAGUAGCAGCACCACGAUCACAUACGCUACAUCGCGACUCGCAUCUAGCGAGAGAGAAGGAGACUCAUUGCUAGCUGCAGGCAUACGGCCGCGGAUUCGCCGCCAACGAAGCGAAAUAGGAUCACAAUCCGCCGAUGGUGUAGUCAAAGUUGACGAGGAUCAAGGAUUUCGGACAAACUCCUACUCAAAGCCUAGUUCAUCUGUCAUGUAUGCCGAUUCCGCUUCCGCUAACGGCUCCACACCCUCGUUGAGUAGCUACGCACCUACAUCCGCCUCUAGCACUCCCAAGCGACCCCUACAAUCCCGAAAGAUGUCGAACACAUUGAGUAACGACAAUCAACCUCACCCACGGGAUACCCAGCCUAGCGGCAACUCAUUCAUUAGCCCAGAGGCUGUAUCAGAUCCGUGGGACUGGGACGCAAAUGACAAGACACGAGAAGGCAAAGCACGCACAGCAUUGGUACAAGGAAAAGGAAAGCAGCGAGCAGGACUUGCAGGCCCCUUUUCCUCUGGUCUCAAGACCGUCUUUGGUUCAAAGCUCUGGGGAGAGGUCGAGACGUUGUGGAACGAGGCAAUUAGCCCAAUUAGUGGAUAUGAUCCUUCGGCAAAUGGCGGUCAAGGAGGUCACGCCUACCUGGACGUGUGGGGUCGUCCCAUUUCAAAGCCACCCGACGCUGAGCUCGGGAGAGGGAGAGAUACAAGGCCUGCAAGAGUACUGGAGGAUAUUCACGCCAAUGAAGCCCGUAGGGUGACGGGGCCUCUUGAAGAGAACGAUAUCUCGCAGACGACCACCCCUUCCUUGUCGAGACGGACAACAAGAGUCGAAAGGGAGACCCCGAAGACGCUUGUAUCUGACGCUGGUGUGGACAUACUCGGAGAAAUUGAGGGGACAAAGGCAAACGACACUGGCGAGGCAGAGGUGUUUGAGCACAAGGUCUUGCCUACAGACUCUUUGGCUGGAGUCGCGCUCAAGUAUGGCAUCACAGUUGCGCAACUGCGAAAAUGCAACAAGAUGUGGGCGUCGGACACGAUUCACCUGAGAAAGGUGCUUUAUAUCCCCGUUUCUUCAGUGAAUACCGGAAACACAGGUGGCAAUCUGGUUGGACGGUCCGGUGAACUCAUUGACUUAAGCCCCCGUCGACAACGUCGACAAGUCUCACAAGGCAAUGUCGUAGACUCUUCACCUUCAAAGUCUGAUUAUGGCAUUUCAAGCUCACCAUCUGGUUCCAACGUCUCUUUAUCAGCCUCAACUUCCUCUUUGACGCCAUCAAAGUCUCUCAACUCGACCCCUUCUAUGAAAAAGGUUCCCUUGUCCGAGCUCUCCUACUUUCCACCACCGUCAGUCCCCUCUACCUCGAUCUUCACCUCGAACCCUCACCCAUCCACCAUAUCUGCUGGUACUAUGCGACGCUGGGAACUGGAAAACGGAGUCACAUCCACUCCUUUCAGCACGCUAGGUCCACCUGGACCGUCACCUGGCCUUACAUCCAGCAGUCGAACAACAUCGCCGUCGAGAAGCCCACUCCCGACUUCCAUCUUCAACGUCUUCCCAUCCUUGAACGAGCUCAACAUUACCUCUCGUGUCUCCUUCGAAACAGUGAGGAGUGCGAGUGGAUCCACGCCAGGCAGUGGAAACGUUUCUGGAGACGAAGAUGUCGAGCUUGACGAACUGAAAGGAGCGGGUGCGACUUCGUCCGAGUCUACUCGUCAGAAGAUGAGGCGGAGGGUCAAGGUCAAGCAUCGUCCCAAUGAAUCGAUGGAAGAUAAGCAACCAUCUAGACUGUCUGGCGUCAUCACCAAGCAGCUUGCACCCAAGACCAUGGAGUUGCCAUCCCUGUCCAACUCUCCUCCAAGCGCGGGAUAUGGUAGUGGAUGGAUAGAUCCCAUGAGUCAUUAG
Molecule: messenger RNA, 2085 nt
Organism: Serendipita indica DSM 11827
Lineage: Eukaryota; Fungi; Basidiomycota; Agaricomycetes; Sebacinales; Serendipitaceae
Source: the annotation of a GenBank genome assembly